ACUUAACUGAUUUCCUGCGAGCCCAGGAUGGAGUAGCCAUCGCCGCAUCUCCGGCGAGCUGCAGCUCCGAAGUCCGAAGGUGGGAUCGAUCCCCUCUUCCUCCUGCGGUGGUGGGGUCUCUGGCUCCUCCAGCUCCGGUCUCCUUCUCCUCCCGGUUUCUCGACACCCCACGAUUCCGACCGCGACCUAAGUGGAGUCGGAAGCCAUGGUGGCGGUGGAUCUGAUCGCGUCCUGCCUCGACUCCAUCCGCCAGAUUGGAGAUGAGAUUGCAGAUGCACUAGUGUACCUAGAUGCAGGCACACUGGAGGCAUUCCAGUUCACAGGAGCUUUCCCUCUGCUUCUUGAGCUUGGUGCCCGGGCAGUUUGCAGCUUAGAGAGCGCAUCUCCUCUUGACGCUGCUGCUGAGUGGCACUCAAGUUUUGUUCAUCCAGCUAGGAAGAUUGUCGUGAUUACAUCACGCCUUCUUAGUGAUGCGCAUCGGUAUAUUCUGCGCUGUCUGGGCAACCAUGGAAAUGUUUCACAUUGUACUGUAUUGACAUCAAUUUCCGAGAUUGGUCACUCGGCGUACCUUGAUUCCCCACUUGGACCAGAUGCUUUCCGGGAAUAUGAGAUAUUGCUCAUUCAGGACCAUGAGGAGCUUUUCAAGAAGUCUGGGAAAUUAAGCAAGGAUAAAGUUGCAAUUCCUUACACAGAGAAAGAUUUCACCUCAGAUGGUGAUAGAUAUUCUAAGUUGGGUUCUGGGGUGCAGUAUGGAUCUUCUGAAUCUAGCCCAAGGAAAAAAGAUUUGUCUGAUGAUGAGUUAGGCCAGGUAGAAGCAAGAGGAAAGAGGUUGUCUGUAACUGUGUGUCACUUUCCGAUGAUUUUCUCUCCUAUUUCCUCAAGGACUUUUGUUUUGCCUUCGGAAGGUACAGUUGUUGAAUCAUAUUUGUCAAAUCACCACGAGGAUUCCCUUAGCCCUGGUCUACCCUCCAUAUCUACUGGUAAACCUUUGGAUGGUGAUGAGGUGCCCCCAGGAGUAACCUUGACUGCUCAAUUCCUGUACCAUUUGGCCAAUAAGAUGGACCUGAAACUUGAUAUAUUUUCACUUGGUGAUACAUCAAAAAUCAUUGGGAAGCUGAUGAUGGAUAUGUCAAGUCUAUAUGACGUUGGUCGUAAUAAGAGUUCUGCUGGUCUACUGAUUGUAGAUCGUACAAUUGAUCUCCUAACUCCUUGCUUGCAUGGCGACUCAUUUCUUGAUAGGAUGCUAUCCUCGUUGCCACGGAGGGAAAGGACUUCAUCCGUGACAAAAAAUCCCCAAACUCCGAGCAAGCAGUCUCAAGCUACCGUUAAACGUUCCCCACUAGAUAUAAAGAUCUCUUUUGAAACAGCCUUUAGCAAGGAAAAAUCUAAGAGUAGGACCAAUAUGUUGUCGGAAAGUAUGAUGGCAUUUGUGUCUGGCUGGAACUCAGCUGAGGCUGACUCUGAAGUUACAUGGCUACCUGAUUACGCUGACAAAGCCCAUGAUGACAAACUAGACAUUCCAAGUGGUUCCUUCCUAUCCAACUAUGCUGGAGUGCGCUACUUACAAGCAUUACUAGACAGAGGGGCAAAAGAUGGAUUGUUGCUGAUUAAGAAAUGGCUUAUGGAGGCAUUACAGCUUGAGAAGUUGUCCUUCGCAUCAAAAGGUCGACAAACAACUUCUGUUUCCGAGCUUCGUUCUAUGGUGCAAAUGCUCUCUCAAGACCAGUUGUCCUUGGUAAGAAACAGAGGGGUUAUUCAGUUGGCACUGGCUGCUGAAAUGGCUCUCCAGGAACCUCAGAGUUCUCGCUGGGAUGCCUUUACAAGUGCUGAGAGAAUAUUAAGUGUAACAUCUGCAGAGACAACACAAAGUCUUGCCAGCGAGAUUCGUGAUUUCAUCAACACUAGCACUUCAGUGGAAUCUCAGAACCAAGGUAAUAAAAUGGGGUCUUCGCAAGGCCUUCUGAGUUUCCAGGACAUACUACUUUUAACAAUUAUUGGAUAUAUCUUGGCUGGUGAAAACUUUCCUACAUCGAUGGCUGGUGGCCCGUUCUCUUGGGAAGAUGAGCGGUCACUGAAAGAUGUUGUGGUGGACUCUAUCCUUGAGAGGCCUUCAUCUGUGAAGUUCCGGUUCCUUGACGGCUUGGAGAAGGAACUUGAAGCUAAAGCUAUAUCUAAAGAUGGUGAUAGAAAUAAGGGCUCCAGUGAGCCUGCUUCCACCACUACAGAUGAUUUUGAUGACCAAUGGGAUAAUUGGGAUGAUGAUGAUGAUACUGAUCACCAAAAGGAGGAAGUUUACGGGGACAUGCAACUUAAGUUGGAAGUACGAGAUAGGGUGGAUCAACUCUUCAAGUUCUUUCACAACUUAUCCAGUAUGAGGGUGAGGAACCAAGCUCUGGGAGAAGGUUUGGCAGCAUUGAGUAGAUUUGAGACUGAUAGCUACUCAAGAAAAGGGUUGCUUUACAAGUUGCUGUUAGCUGUCUUGUCUAGAUACGAUAUACCUGGCCUCGAGUAUCAUUCAUCAGCUGUUGGCCGUUUAUUUAAAAGUGGUUUGGGUAGGUUUGGGCUUGGACAGUCUAAACCAAGCUUUGGCGAUCAAAAUGUUCUUAUUGUUUUUGUUGUGGGAGGUAUCAAUACUCUUGAGGUCCGGGAGGUCAUGAAGGCAAUCUCGGAGAGCAGCAGGCCAGAUGUGGAGCUUAUUCUUGGUGGUACAACCCUUCUGACCCCAGAUGACAUGUUUGAGUUGAUGUUGGGCUCAUCCAGCUUUGCUUAAACUCUGACCUCAGUUCUUUUGCUUCCAAGAACCGGUUAUCGGUACAUCAGCCAUCAUGUAAAUUCAAUCUGUACAAUUUUUGUUUACUUCUGAGAUUUUUAAAUUUUGGACAUUACUGGGGCUUAGAUAACUGUCAGAGUAGUCACAAUGUUGUAACUCAUCUAGUUUCCACCCCUCAUUGCUCAGUAUAGCUUGUAUUCAAAAUCUUAUCCCUCUGGCUUCUCCCCACUUUAAGGCCAGCAACUUAAAGUGUACCUAUACACCAUGUUGUCAGCAAUACAAGUUCAGGCAAUGGCCAAAAAAGAAAUGUCAGACUAACAUACAAGGAAA
Brachypodium distachyon (stiff brome) is the source of this 3100-nucleotide messenger RNA. Its product is annotated as sec1 family domain-containing protein MIP3. The record is from RefSeq and is a predicted model, not a curated record. The transcript has 7 exons. Lineage: Eukaryota; Viridiplantae; Streptophyta; Magnoliopsida; Poales; Poaceae. Gene Ontology annotation, biological process: vesicle-mediated transport; intracellular protein transport. Bases 206 to 2770 code for a protein of 854 amino acids.